Messenger RNA from Anopheles aquasalis, 3307 nucleotides. RefSeq names its product Wnt oncogene analog 6 (gene Wnt6). Gene Ontology annotation, biological process: neuron differentiation; multicellular organism development; cell fate commitment. Gene Ontology annotation, molecular function: frizzled binding; cytokine activity. Gene Ontology annotation, cellular component: extracellular region. The record is from RefSeq and is a predicted model, not a curated record. NCBI's taxonomy places the organism in Eukaryota, Metazoa, Arthropoda, Insecta, Diptera, Culicidae.
AUGGUGAUCGUUUGAAGUGCGAAGAUGGCGUUUUUUGCUUCAAACUUCGAGCUCCGCUCCUGCUUGCUGGGAGUUUUUGGGGAGGGCCACAUUCGCAAACCAGCUUCCUCCGUGUGUGUACGUGUGCCUGUGUAUGUGUGUUUCGAUGGUGUGUUGUUGAAUCGGUGCCCAGCAGCAGCAGCAGGAGCAGCAGCAGCAGCAGGAGCAGCAGCGAUCGGUUUCUCGAGCUACACACCGGCGCUGGCUCAUUCGAAACGAGUUCGUUCUAUCGGCCACUGCGGCCGGCACCGGUACGGUUUGUGAUUUUCGGUGUCGGAUUUGUUUGUUCUCCGCGCCCGCGCGCGCGUGCACACAUACACCGUACCGUCUCACUCUUUCAUUCGUGCAGGUGUGUCUCUGUGUGGAAGCGUACGUGUGCACGGGCGUGCGCGCUCGCGCACGGUACAGGAGAUUUCGAUCUCGGCCGUUCGCGUUUUGAAUACGCGCUUCCUCCACCUCGUUCGUCUCCUGCUCCAUCAGUUCAGCCCCUCGGGAACGGAGGCCAGGCCCGAAAAUUGCCGCACAUUGCCUUUGGGGCCUGCUUCGGUCCCGGUCGCGGUCCGGUUGCCACGGUGUCCGUGCCGGUUCUCGUGCAGUUGAGGUUUGCGCUCCGAGCACGUCGUCGUCGAGCUGCGCAAACGGUUGUGCACCGCACCCGCGUCCAAUCGCACUCACGCGCAGUCGCAGGACACGAAGUAGUACCAGCAGCCAGUUCUAGUGUGCGUGCGUGGCCAGGACACUAGCGGCCAGUCACUGUCACUCUGUCAACGACAAGCGAGCACACCACAGUGAACGAACUAGCGCACGCGGACGUGAAUACUGGGAACGAUCGCAGAUCAGGUGCAUCCUCCCCUCUCCCCCUUGGUGUUGUGAUCGGUACUUUGUCCAAGGCGCCUGCUCUGCCGAUGACAUUGACGAUGAUCGAUACUUUGUGGUGUUACUUGUAGUGCUGCGUGGCAAGUGCAACAGUGUUCAACGACGCGGGCGACGACGACGACGACGACGGUGGCGGCCAUGUGAUGGGGACCGGCUGGUGUCAGCAGCAGGUUGCGCGAUAUCUUUGGAGGGCGUCACAUCCGGUACUCCAGUAGUGUUAGUGUGCCUAGUGAUCGACGGAAAGCAGCAGAAACCCCCGACUGUAGAGUGUUUGGGACCGGGGAAAGGGGUUCGAUUCAUAUCUCUACCGGACGUCCGGUGUUUGUGAAGUUUCCGUAACAUUGAAAGCGACUAGUUUCUGGGGGAGACCCGGCGUCCCCAGCGUCACCGAGAGCGAGAACGAGCGAGAGAGAGAGAGAGAGAGUGAGAGACGAAGAUCGCGAGCUGUCAGUAUGCGGCUGGUACUGGUGGUGAUCUACCUGAUACUGAUCAUGCCAAUCACGGGCCUGUGGCGAGCCGAAGGAAGCAAUGUGCUGCUGGAACCGGAGCGCGUGUGCGAGAGCAAGCACCGGAAGUCGCGCCGGUUGUCCGGCCGGCUGGCGGACAUCUGCAAGAACGACACGUCGCUGAUGCGCGAGAUACACCGUGGCAUCAGCCUCGGCUUUCGGGAAUGUGAGUCCCAAUUCCGGCACAGCAUGUGGAACUGCUCCUGGACGAUCAAGCGCAGCAUGCGCCGCAUCCUGGCCAAAGAUACGCGCGAGACGGCUUUCGUGCACGCGAUCACGGCUGCCGGUAUUACGUACGCGGUAACGAAGGCCUGCACGAUGGGCGAUCUGCUCGAGUGCUCCUGUCAGAAGCAUUCGCGUGCGAAGGAGGACGGCCGGAGUCACGGUGGCACUGGUGGCCGUGGUCGUGGUGGCCAAGCAGCACGAAGAGGGCAGCAGGCCGGUGGUCCAGCUCCAACGAGCCGAACAAACGUUGCCGGCAUACUGAUCGCUCCGUACCAGCCCAAUCCAUCCUAUACUAUGGGCAGCAACCCGGACAGAGGAACCGGCCACCAGCGCCAGCAACCGCGCCGUGGAUCCAACAACGGCAGGCGCCGCAACCAGCGACAUCUAAAACCAAGUGGCCCACCACGAACUGCGGUCGGUCCCACUGGUGCAACAGGAGGUAGCAGACCGGAGUUACCGGCGACGUUGACGAUACUGACGAGUGGCCAGGAGGAAAAGUGGAAGUGGGGCGGCUGUGACGAUAACGUCAACUUUGGCGUGCGCAAAUCCAAGGACUUCCUGGACGCACGGUUGCGCAAAAAGAGUGACAUCAAGACGCUUGUUCGGCAGCACAACAGUAACGCUGGCCGACUGGCGGUGAAACAGUUCAUGCGACUGGAGUGCAAGUGUCACGGGCUGUCCGGAUCGUGCACGACCAAGACGUGCUGGAUGAAGUUGCCACCGUUCGCGGAGGUCGGUGCACGGCUGAAGGAACACUUUGACGGUGCGACCAAGGUGAUCGCACGGAACGACGGUCACAGUUUCAUGCCGGACGAGGUGGCAAUCAAACCGCCGACCAAGCGCGACCUGGUGUACACCGAGGAUUCGGAUGACUUCUGCGAACCGAACGGCCAGAGCGGUUCACUAGGGACGCACGGCCGUGUGUGCAACAUCAGCUCGAGCGGUAUCGACGGGUGCAGUCUGAUGUGCUGCAAACGGGGUCAGACGCACAGCCAGGUCGAGGUGCGACGUAACUGUAACUGUAGCUUCAAGUGGUGCUGCGAGGUGACCUGUAGUACCUGCAUCGACAUCCAGGAUGUCUAUACCUGCAAGUAAUAGGUCCUAGUGUAGCUGGUAGCGCGAAAGGACAGGGAAGAGUGCAGAGUCAGCUACUGCACCGCACCGCAACGGUCGCAGAGUCAAAGACUGAGAUUCUGACAGUUUGAGUGACAGUUACAGUUGAUUGUAGUUGUUAUGGCGACCACUCCACUCCGUGAUGUACUAGGCAGCCUAAUCGAUCCACUACUUGUGCCUGUUGUGCGCUUGUGUGAUGCGUGUAAGUGUGCACAUGGUGGUGGAUCCGAUGUUGUAAAUACGAGCUAUGAUCGUACGCUCCUUAAAAUGCUUUCUUUCAAUGUGAUCUGUGGUGGCGAACAAAACAAAACAAAAAAACACGCACGCACACGUAACGAAACCGUAAACCGAUUAUGAUAUUUAUUACUAAGUGCUAGAAGUAACGGCCAGCAGUGGCCAGUAACAGCAGCAGCAUCAGCACGGGUGGCUUGAAGUCAUGGCGGAUGCGCCUCGUGUCAGACAAACCCGCAAGCAGUUUGGCGUUGUAUGUAAUGGAGUAGUUGGAGAAACCUUAUGUUAGAAAUAAAGAAACACUAGCCCCAACAAAA